Molecule: messenger RNA, 1026 nt
Organism: Mesocestoides corti
Lineage: Eukaryota; Metazoa; Platyhelminthes; Cestoda; Cyclophyllidea; Mesocestoididae
Source: the annotation of a GenBank genome assembly
AUGCAGAGCGGACGUCAUCUUGUGCUCCUGGCAACUGUUCUUGUGCUCCUCGGCGUCGUGGGGGCAAGUCGACCCUUCAUGAAUACCAUCUGGAAGUCGUGGAAGAUGGUGAACAACAAGACCUAUAGGAGUCUUCGUGAGGAGCGUCUUCGUAUGCGCAUCUUCGUCAACAACUACAUGUUUAUAAGGUGGCACAACGAGCGCUACUACUUGGGCCUUGAGACCUACGCCACAGGCCUGAACCAAUUCGCUGACUUGACUACGAAGGAGUUCUCCGAAAAGUAUCUCUCUCUAAUCAACGCAACCGCCCGAACUGAGCAACACAAAUUCCAUCUUAACCGUCCACGUCUCCCGCGUCGAUUCGUUGCACCUGAAUCCAUUGACUGGAGGAAAAAGGGCUACGUGACAUCUGUCAAAGACCAGGGGGCUUGUGGGUCGUGCUGGGCGUUUUCUGCCACCGGUUCGCUGGAAGGUCAACUCAAAAGGGCCAAGGGGAAGCUUAUUAGCCUCUCGGAGCAACAGCUUGUCGACUGCAGCUCUGCACAAGGCAACGAGGGCUGCAACGGCGGACUGAUGGACAGUGCCUUCAAGUACUGGAUGAAAUUCGGAUCUGAGUCGGAGAAAGACUACCCCUACAAGGCGCGGGACAUGCGUUGUCACUUUAACAGCUCAAAGGUUGUCGCCAGAGUUAAAGGCUACGUUGAUUCGCCUCCAAAGAGUGAACAAGACCUCAAGACCAACGUCGCCAACGUCGGUCCUAUUUCUGUCGGAAUUGACGCCAGCGGUUCCGGUUUUCAGUUCUACAGCCACGGGAUUUACGAGGACUAUAUGUGCUCAGAGACCUAUCUUGAUCAUGGCGUGCUCGUUGUUGGCUACGAUGCUGAUGAAUCGAAUCGGGAGUACUGGAUUGUGAAGAACAGUUGGGGAACCUCCUGGGGUCAGUCGGGGUACAUUUGGAUGGCCCGAAACAAGAACAACAUGUGCGGAAUCGCCACAAUGGCCAGCUACCCUCUUGUCUCCCACUGA